Messenger RNA from Tremella mesenterica DSM 1558, 900 nucleotides. RefSeq lists its product as uncharacterized. NCBI's taxonomy places the organism in Eukaryota, Fungi, Basidiomycota, Tremellomycetes, Tremellales, Tremellaceae. Gene Ontology annotation, biological process: activation of GTPase activity. The transcript is spliced from 9 exons. The record is from RefSeq and is a predicted model, not a curated record. Gene Ontology annotation, molecular function: GTPase activator activity. The coding region runs from base 1 to 900 and encodes 299 amino acids.
AUGCCUCAAGACGUAUACGAUCAAUUCUCCACCUUGUUGAAUCCGGCAUCGAAACAUCGAUCAGCUUCGGAUAUUUCAGAUGGUUUGAAGAGGAUAAGGAGAUUGGUAUUGACAGAAGGUAUCCCAAAUGAUGUAACACCACUCAGACCGAGAAUAUGGAAACUCAUGCUUCGAGUCGAACGUUUGCAAGCGGAUGAAUACCUGCGAUAUGUGGCUAUGGGACCAUCUAGUGUGAGCACGAAGAUAAAAAAUGACACUUUUCGAACAUUAGCUACCGACACUCAAUUCAAAGGUAAAGUCAAAGAAGAUAUGCUAAUCAGAUUACUUGAGGCGUUCGUGUGGAAGAAUCAUGGUUCCGAGAGGGAUGGUCUUCCAUUCACCUACGUUCAAGGGAUGAACGUGCUCUCCGCUCCUUUCCUGUAUACCAUGCCCACCCAAUUGGAAGCUUUUGCUUGCUUUUCAACCUUUAUCGAAAUCUGUUGUCCUUUAUACGUCCAGCCUACAUUGGUGGGUGUUCAUCGAGGUUUGAAGCUCCUGGAUCGAUGCCUGAAGAUUGUCGACGGAGAAUUAUACGAUCACCUACGUUCGAAAAACCUUUCUGCUGAGCUCUACGCCUUCCCAUCCGUAUUGACACUAUGCGCAUGUACACCACCUCUGGACGAAGUGCUCCAAUUAUGGGAUUUUCUACUUGCAUUCGGAGUUCACUUGAACGUUCUCUGCGUUAUUGCUCAAUUGCUUCUUAUGAAACAAGAUCUCAUGAUUUCUCCUUCUCCGAUGAAGAUAUUACGUACUUUCCCCCCGCUCGAAGCGAGACCAGUGAUCAAUGUCUGCGUGGCGUUAGUCAAGGAUAUACCGGAGGAUUUAUAUCGCGAGUUGGUACAACAUCCCUUUCAAUCGUGA